UCGUAUAUCCCCUCGCAAUUGGAGGCGCCAGCUACAGCUGCGUUAACGCUGCGGGCCUCACCAUUCAAACUCCUACUCGACGAUGCCAAGCUCGUUUUGUCGUUGGUUCGCUGGAUUCCGGGAAUCUUCCUUCCUCUCCGCUCUAAAAACCGCUAUGCCGAAUCCUCCCCCACCCGCGCAAAUCUCCAAGACAUCUCCCUCCACAUCUCCCUCUUCUUCCUCACCAUCUCCGCCUUGAGUCUGGGGGCUAGAAUCCUUCUUGCCUUUCCGGGAUGGGUGACGAUCCUCUAUGCCCUCGUCUGUUGGCUGGCUUUGAUGGCACUCUGCCGCCCCCUCAACUACGGCCCACGGGUCCUCCACAGCGCCGUCGACCUCACCGCCUAUCCCACACACCCACGGGAGCGCUGGAUCUUCGUCAACGGCAUAUGCGCGGGCACCCGAUGGCUACAGGAGAACCUGGACAUGAUCAGCACUAUCUUCCGACGGCCUGUCACGGGGGUGCAUAACCGCACAUAUGGACUCAUAUUCGAUCUUUUUGAGUGUCUGGUACAGAGGGAUUUUUCGUAUAUGACCGAUGAUAUUCGCAUCGCGUAUAAUACUCUCAAGGAGACGCUGCUGGACGAGGACGUGGAUAAGGUAGUUCUCGUGACGCACUCGCAAGGCGGGAUCAUUGUGGCCGCGGCGGUGGAUGCCCUGUGCGCUGAUCUCCCGCCGGCUGCGUUUGACAAGUUGGAGAUUUACACGUUCGGCUGCGCGGCAAACCACUUCAACAACCCACCGCGAUGUAUCCAAUGCCACAACGGCUCCUGCAACCCUCUCCCGGGGCUCCCGCGACACCCGCCCAGCAACAAGCGGCAAAUCUCGGUAAUAGAGCACUACGCCAACUCCAACGAAUUCGUUGCGCGUCUAGGAGUCCUCCGGUUCGUCAAGGGCCAGGGCGAGAACGAGUUUGUGGGCAAGGUCUUUACGCGCCUGGGCGAGAGCGGCCAUCUCUUCUGUCAACAUUAUCUCGAUCCUAUGUUUGGCGACCAUGCGACAUUUUUGGAUGAGGAGGUCGUCGUGGAGGAGGGCGUGGUGGUGGGAAGGGCGGCUGAUGCCCAGGGCGUGGAGGGAGUAAGGGAUGGGGAGCGGCAGAGUGAACGAGCGAGG
Tricharina praecox is the source of this 1149-nucleotide messenger RNA. RefSeq lists its product as uncharacterized. The transcript has 3 exons. The record is from RefSeq and is a predicted model, not a curated record. Lineage: Eukaryota; Fungi; Ascomycota; Pezizomycetes; Pezizales; Pyronemataceae. The annotation marks the transcript as partial.